UCUAAAUAUAUGUAUGAUAGAUACACAAGACACAAGGAUGUUAAUUUUGUUCAAAUUCUAAAUGUGAAGAAAACCCAGUCACAGUCUGUUUGCCACUACAUGUAAAUGCAUUUGAUAAUGCACAUUACCUUUUAAAAAUCCCACCUUUCAUUACAAAGUUUUAACAAAGCAUGACAAAAAUUUUACACGUUAAUUGAGGAAAAACGGAGUUUGACAAUGAGGAAUCUUGGUAACUUCUUGGUUGUUUUUGGUUCUGUUGGUAUUUUCACAGUAGAAGCACAGAGCUAUUAUGAUUACAAUUCGUCCUAUACUUCUUACACGACAUAUGACAAUACACUGGUUUACGUAGGAGCCAUCAUUGGAGUUGUUGUUUGCAUUGCCAUUGUGAUUAUUGUUGUUGUAUGCGUAUGUUGUCGACGACAUCAUGGGGCAGCUGGAACUGUUAUCCACUCAAAUCCUUCAAAUGUCGUUUUUAGCACCUCACAACAUGGGCAACAUGCAAUACAUUAUCAACGGCCCGCAUUCUAUCAAUCUCAGCAGAGUACUUCUCAAUUACAACUUCUUUCCCCUGGAUUUCACACCCACCAGCCAUUUCAACAGAGUACAGGAAAUCUUCGUCCAUUGCAAAUGUUAAACAGGGUCACUUCGUCUGCUCAAUCGUUACCAGACAUGAGCACAUUACAGGACUUUGGAUCCUUUCUUCAAGAUUCAUUCACAGGGGCGGAUAGCUUGAUGUCUUGUUCUGAAGCUAUACUUUAACGAGACAAUUUCUAAAAAUAUCUCUGCCUAUUCGGCAGCAAGACAGUUAUUGUUAUUAAUUUCUUUUCAAAAAAGAAAUAAAGUUAUUGAAUUACAUGAAUUAUAUGUUAUUUAGAUGACAUAGAGCAUUGUUUA
Saccostrea cuccullata (small rock oyster) is the source of this 894-nucleotide messenger RNA. RefSeq lists its product as uncharacterized. The transcript has 6 exons. The record is from RefSeq and is a predicted model, not a curated record. NCBI's taxonomy places the organism in Eukaryota, Metazoa, Mollusca, Bivalvia, Ostreida, Ostreidae. Bases 217 to 759 code for a protein of 180 amino acids.